Messenger RNA from Girardinichthys multiradiatus, 1509 nucleotides. RefSeq names its product protein FAM3C-like. Bases 104 to 826 code for a protein of 240 amino acids. The record is from RefSeq and is a predicted model, not a curated record. The transcript has 10 exons. Lineage: Eukaryota; Metazoa; Chordata; Actinopteri; Cyprinodontiformes; Goodeidae.
ACUGGCUGUUCCCAGGCAGCUGGAGGCGGAGCCAUGAUCAAUCUGUUUGCCCUGGAUUCCACCUGAGGCUGUUCAGAGUGAAUGGCAGCAAGACGAAAGAAACAUGUUCACCUUCAAAGUCGGAAAGCCAAACAUCAGGAAACAGUCAAACAUCAUCAAAUGGUUCCUUCAGGCACUGACGCUCUUCAUCCUCCUGUUGGUUAUCAUCUUCAUCGUCCUGCAGUUCUACAGUGACCCAAUCAAAGAUAUAACAAAAAGUUUGUCCAUCUCCAGUCGGACCUUCAGGACGAGCUCCCAAUCUGCAGAAGGACCAUGUCUCAGGAAGAAAGUCUGUCCGACCAAUCGCCUGAGUUUCUUCAUCCAGAGCGGAGCUGCAAACGUUGUUCCUCCAAAGAUCUGCGUCAACAAUGAGCUGGUUUUAGGAGCGGUUCUGAACAACGCUGGCAGUGGAAUAAACAUUGUGGUGGUAAACGGUAAAACCGGAGAGAUCCUAAAGACGGAUUUCUUCAACAUGUACAGCGGCAAGGUGGAACCUCUCAUCGAGUUCCUGAAGAACAUUGAGACGGGUUCUAUGGUUCUGAUGGCCGUCUAUGAUGAGGGAUCCAGGAACUUAAAUGAUGAGGCCAAGAAGCUGAUUGCUGAUCUGGGAAGCUCCAUGAUCCAGACUCUGGGAUACAGGGAUAACUGGGUGUUUGCUGGUGGGAAAGGGUCAACGGGAAAGGGCACCUUUGAGAAGAAAGCAAAGAACGACAAAUCCACAAACACAUACGAGGAAUGGCCUGAGAUGGUCGAGGUGGAGGGCUGCAUUCCCACAUACAUUGAAUGAUCCCCCGCUUUGACCUGGUUCCUGCCAACGGUAGUGAGAGGGCAGAAAGCUGGAGGAACCGGAUGGGAUCUUUAAGACUUUCUUUGGGAUGAGGUGAACAACUGAUCUGCUGGGCCUUGGUUUUCCUGCAUCUUUUUUUGGAUCCAUUGGAUCCUCCAAAUGUGACUUUAGAGAGAAGCCUGCUGCCGUGAUACAGGGAGGAAAUAAAAUGAUACAGUUUAAAUUCAAAUGAUCCGGUCAACUUUGGAAGGAAAAAUGCAUCUGUAAUCGGGGGAAACAAAAAAAAUAUCCCAGAAUCUCGGCCGCUGAUUCGGGAUGCUAAACCAUCUGUAAUAAUCCUACUGCUGUAGUUUAAUUUUUCUUGCCUCUUCGAUUCAACAUCAUCAGAAAACUCCAACCUUCUUGAUCCAGUUACAGGUUCAGCCUUACCUGCAGGAGGUUCUGAAGACAACUUCCCCAUCAUAGCUUCCAGACUUCUGCUCUGAACGCAGUUUUUAUUCCUUUUAAUAAUUUAAAAUUUAGACGUUUUUUAUUAUUCAGAAAAUACAUUUUUGGAGAGGAGAUUUAAUGGAUUUUGUUACCAGUUAGAAAAAACUGUAGCAUUAUGUUGCAGUUAACUUUAUGUAACAUGAUGUGGAAAAAACUGUAUCAUUCUAAAUAUUUCUAAUAAACUCAAAAACUAA